Messenger RNA from Neopelma chrysocephalum (saffron-crested tyrant-manakin), 690 nucleotides. RefSeq names its product SS18 like 2 (gene SS18L2). The record is from RefSeq and is a predicted model, not a curated record. The transcript is spliced from 3 exons. NCBI's taxonomy places the organism in Eukaryota, Metazoa, Chordata, Aves, Passeriformes, Pipridae. Gene Ontology annotation, biological process: positive regulation of transcription by RNA polymerase II. Bases 45 to 278 code for a protein of 77 amino acids. Gene Ontology annotation, molecular function: transcription coactivator activity. Gene Ontology annotation, cellular component: nucleus.
GGGGCGGGGCCGCGGGGAGCCCCUCAGGCGGCGGCGGCGCCGCCAUGUCCGUGGCGUUCGUGCCCGAGCGGCUGCGGGGAAAGGCAGAGGUGAACCAGGACACCCUGCAGAGGCUGCUGGAGGAGAACGACCAGCUGAUCCGGUGCAUCGUGGAGUACCAGAGCAAGGGCCGCGCCACCGACUGCGUGCAGUACCAGCAUAUCCUGCACAGAAACCUCAUUUAUUUAGCCACAAUUGCGGAUGCCACCCCGCCCAGCACACAGAAGACUGCAGACUGACUGACACCUGCACAGAGCACUGCUGCUUUCAGACUGUAGAAAUACUUAGUUUAGAGUCCAGCUUUGUGGUCUUAAAAGGCAGGUAAAAAGUGAUCUGUACUUGUGUGUUUAAAAUGUGACUGUAUGUAGUAUUAGGCUAGCUCUUCCUCUGUUACGGUAAUCAACACAGCUUAAGGGUGAUUAAUAAUGAUCACAGUGCCUUUUUCCCCUCUGAAGAACUCAGUGCAGUGUACUUUGAGCACAGGCAGACAGCACUGCUGGAAGCAGAGCCUGUUUUAUGACUAAGGUUCUGCAGUAACAGGGUAAGCACUUCACCAGGUGACUGCUACCUCCAGCAUGUGUUACCAUAUAUAGAGCCAUUUGUGUUCUGUAUCAGAAUUGUGCUGAAUAAAGAUGUUCUUUGUAAACUGUA